Impatiens glandulifera is the source of this 2115-nucleotide messenger RNA. RefSeq names its product probable WRKY transcription factor 20. Lineage: Eukaryota; Viridiplantae; Streptophyta; Magnoliopsida; Ericales; Balsaminaceae. The record is from RefSeq and is a predicted model, not a curated record. Gene Ontology annotation, molecular function: DNA-binding transcription factor activity; sequence-specific DNA binding. Bases 78 to 1811 code for a protein of 577 amino acids. Gene Ontology annotation, biological process: regulation of DNA-templated transcription. The transcript has 6 exons.
ACUCUCUCUCUCUCUUCACACAAAUUCAGACAGGCACAGUCUGAGGCUUCAGAUAUUCAUCUUCUUCGUUCUUGAAAAUGGAGGAUUUCCAUUCUCAGCCACAGCCACCGCCUCUGUUAGUGAGCUCACUCUCUCCUCCAUCUGACCUGAUGCUUCGAAGAAGCUCAAGUGCCGAUUUCCCUUCGAUUCCCGGCUCUUCCGAUUUAAGGAUUUCCAAUUCCGACGCUGUUUGCUUAUCAUCCGCUGGAUCUAUCUCCGCCAGGUACAAACUCAUGUCUCCGGCGAAGCUUCCGAUCUCUCGUUCCACCUGCAUCACGAUCCCUCCUGGUCUCAGUCCCAGUUCGUUUCUCGAAUCCCCUAUUUUGUUAUCCAAUAUCAAGGUAGAGCCUUCUCCAACUACAGGUUCUUUUCUGAAGCCUCAAUUGAUGUAUUUCUCUGGAGGUGCCUCUGGUUUAUCAUUAGCUUCAAAUACUUCCAACCGCAAUCCUGCUAGUGAAAGAGAAGUCAGCCAUUUUCAGUUUAAGCUCCCGCCCCCUACUCAGAGUAAUCCACUUACAGGAUUAUCGUCUGCAGCUCCUUUGGAAAGUGAAGCAUCCAGGCAAGAUCAAUCUCAUACUCAGACUCAGUCAUUUGCUGCAGUGCCCACCAUCAAAGCUGAGAUGGCAAGAGAGCCUGUUCCAAUAUUUGCUGAGAGAUCCAUUAUAACUGCUGUUGUUGAUUCUGAUGAACUGAACCAGGGAGUGGCAACAAAUCCUGUAGGUCAGGUGUUGCAAUCUGAUCAGAAUGAUGCUGUAAAUUUGACUGUUCCUGAUAGAUCAUCUGACGAUGGAUAUAACUGGCGUAAAUAUGGCCAGAAACUCGUGAAAGGAUGUGAGUUUCCUCGAAGCUACUACAAAUGUACACAUCCGAAUUGUGAGGUCAAGAAGAUCUUUGAGCGUACUCCUGAUGGACAGAUAAAAGAGAUUGUAUACAAGGGUACGCAUGAUCACCCUAAACCUCAACCUACUCGUCGAUUUGGUGCUGGUUCCAUCGUCGCCAUGCCCGACAGAAAUGACAGUAGUUUGUCUUCAACCAUGAGAGAAGACAAGAAUACCAUGAAUGCCCAGAUGUCUCAUGCUACUGAGUCAAACGGUAAUACUGAUCUAUCUCCUGGCGGAACAAAUGAAGAUGGUCUCGAGAGUGUCCAAUAUAACAACGAGGAGUAUGAUGAUGAUGACCCAUUUUCUAAGCGGAGAAAGAUGGAAGUUGGUAGUUUUGAUGUCACGCCAGUGGUUAAACCUAUACGUGAACCACGCGUUGUUGUGCAAACUAUUAGCGAAGUUGACAUUCUUGACGAUGGUUAUAGAUGGCGUAAAUAUGGGCAGAAAGUAGUAAGAGGCAAUCCUAAUCCAAGAAGUUAUUAUAAGUGCACUAAUGCAGGAUGCCCAGUUAGAAAACAUGUGGAGAGGGCAUCUCAUGAUCCAAAAGCAGUUAUAACUACAUAUGAAGGGAAACACAAUCACGAUGUUCCAACUGCAAAAAACAGUAAUAAUAAUAAUAAUAGCAGUAGUCACGAUAAUAGCAAUGGAGGAGGAGCAAGAAUUACGAACGAUGCAGUCAGUCUAGGUCUUGGAGUCGGGAUUGGCUCUGGUGCUGAAGAACAUCAAAUGAACCCAUUUGGUGUUGAAUCUUAUAGAAGCCAAAUGGAAAACCGCCAUGGGAAUUUCGAGGUAGUACAAAUAAUGCCAGUCCAAGGUGGUGGUUACUAUGGUGGUGUUGUUAACAAUGGCCAAUUUGUCGCUUCUAGACAAAGCCAUCAUGUUGUUGAUUGAUACAAAUCCCGAUAUGCAGAAAAAAAAACAGAGUCAAGUUUUCUGGCUGUGGAUGCUUGAUGGGAGGAGACUAUAGGGAAUCAAAUCAAAUGGCUACAUAAAAGUAUACACACAUUUGGUAUUUAAUGCAAGUCAUUUUAAGUUUUUAACUGUUGUUUGUAAUGGAGAAUGUGGUAGUAAAAAAAUAGAUUAAAUUCAGAGUUUGGGUUAUUUACUAUAUAUGGUGAAAUUAUGCAGAUUUUCUGACUUUAUGUGGUCAGGUUUGAUGGACCACAUUGAAAUGAUUGAAAUAUUUUUUCUUUGA